Molecule: messenger RNA, 2709 nt
Organism: Rhipicephalus microplus (southern cattle tick)
Lineage: Eukaryota; Metazoa; Arthropoda; Arachnida; Ixodida; Ixodidae
Gene: PolD1
Product: DNA polymerase delta 1, catalytic subunit
Biological process (GO): nucleotide-excision repair, DNA gap filling; base-excision repair, gap-filling; DNA-templated DNA replication
Cellular component (GO): delta DNA polymerase complex
Molecular function (GO): 3'-5'-DNA exonuclease activity; nucleotide binding; DNA-directed DNA polymerase activity
Source: RefSeq, a predicted model, not a curated record
UUGCGUGCUGCAGCGUGCUGCGUUCUGUGGUGCUGCCGCGAAAAUUGUUUACAAACGGUGUCGAGUCUCGCCGUGCGUUUUCGUACCGGUACAUCGCGUCAUCUAAGGUUGCAGCAGUCUUCAGGACAAAGGGCUGCCUGUUUCACAACUUGUGCCGUUGUAAUCGAGGAUGGACUACAAGCGGAAGCAGUCGGGGCGACUGAGUUCCUCGCAGCAGAGUGGAUCAAAGAAGUCGCGCAAGCAGAAUGACGACGACGACGAGCCGAUGGAUUUUGAAGCAGAGCUGGCGCUCAUGGAGCAGCAGCUCAGCGAGGAGCAGGCGAUGGACGACGUUGAUUCCCAGGAGUCCGUUGCUGGGCCAGCCGACGUGUGCACGAGCAUGCGGUGGGCAAGGCCUCCUCUGGAUACACCAUGGGAUCCUUUGGCACGCAGCCUCGAGUUCCAGCAGCUAGACUUGGACCAUUACUUGGGCGAGCCGCUCCCGGGCAUGCCUGGAAUGAGCCGUGGCCCCAUCCCCAUCGUGCGCAUGUUUGGCGUCACUGAUGAUGGACACAGUGUGCUCUGCCAUGUACACGGUUUUCUGCCCUACUUCUACGUCGAGGCACCUCCGAACUUUCGCAAGGAGCAUUGCUGGGCCUUCAGGGAAGCAUUGAACAAGGCGGUGCUGAAGGACAUGCGAUCCAACAAGAACCAGUUGAGCGACACAGUUGUUGGCAUCGACAUGGUCCUAAAACAGAGUAUCUAUGGCUACAACAGCAAGGGCAAGACGCCCUUCCUCAAGGUCACCAUGGUUCUGCCACGACUCAUCGCGCCAGCCAAGCGUCUGCUGGAGACGGGCAACGUGACCGUGGACCCUUACGGGGCGCCCAGUUACCGCAUCUUUGAGAGCAACGUUGACUUUGAGAUCAGGUUCAUGGUAGAUGCACACGUUGUGGGCUGCUGUUGGAUCGAACUACCGCGGGGCAAGUACCGCGUUCGUGACGAACGCACCCGGGUGUCGCGAGCGCAGAUUGAAGUGGACGUGGCAUGGGACGAAAUGGUGGCUCACGCACCCGAGGGCACCUGGGCCCGCGUUGCUCCUCUGCGUAUCCUGAGCUUCGACAUCGAGUGUGCUGGCCGCAAAGGCAUCUUUCCCGAGCCAGAGAAGGACAGUGUAAUCCAGAUCGCCAAUAUGGUGAUGCGUCAGGGUGAGAAGGACCCAUUCAUCAGGAACGUCUUCACCCUCAACACUUGUGCAUCCAUUGCCGGCUGCGAGGUUCUCUGCUUCCAACACGAGCGGGAAUUGCUCAAGAGAUGGUCGGACUUCUUACGUGAAGUAGAUCCGGACGUGAUCACAGGCUACAACAUCCAGAACUUUGACUUCCCCUACCUGAUGAACCGAGCCAAGACUCUUCAGGUGGAUCUGUUCCCAUUCUUGGGUCGCAUUCGCAACUGCAAGACCCUGCUCAAGGAUGCUGUCAUGCAAUCGAAGCAAAUGGGUCGUCGAGAGAACAAGGUGGUCACCAUAGAGGGCCGCGUCCAGUUUGACCUCCUGCAGGUGUUACUGCGUGAUUACAAAUUGAGGUCGUACACGCUGAACGCGGUCAGUUACCACUUCCUGCAGGAGCAGAAAGAGGACGUCCAGCAUAGCAUUAUCACUGACCUUCAGAAUGGCACUGACCAGACGCGCCGUCGCCUGGCCGUCUACUGCCUCAAGGACGCCAUGUUGCCGUUGCGCCUGCUGGACAAGCUCAUGAGCGUCAUCAACUACAUGGAGAUGGCACGUGUCACGGGUGUGCCCAUGACGUACCUGCUGUCGCGAGGACAACAGAUCAAGGUCGUCUCUCAACUGCUCAGAAAGGCUGCUGAGCAGGACCUUGUGAUGCCAGUGGUGCAUUCAGAGGCUGGUGAGGACUUUGAGGGCGCCACAGUGAUUGAGCCGGUCAAGGGCUUCUACAGUGUGCCCAUUGCGACGCUUGACUUCUCCUCCCUGUACCCGUCCAUCAUGAUGGCACACAACCUGUGCUACACAACCGUACUGGACAAUCGACAGAAAGAGAUGCUCAAGCCAGACCAGUUCAUCCGCACUCCGUCGGGCGACCACUUUGUCAAGGCCUCCGUGCGCAAGGGGCUGCUGCCCGAAAUUCUUGAGGACCUGCUAAGCGCCCGCAAGAGAGCCAAGACUGAUCUGAAGAACGAGACAGAUCCAUUUCGCAAAAAGGUGCUUGACGGUCGUCAGCUUGCUCUGAAGAUCAGUGCCAACUCUGUCUAUGGCUUCACAGGUGCACAGGUUGGCAAAUUGCCCUGCCUUGCCAUAUCUAAGAGUGUCACUGCAUUUGGCCGCACCAUGAUUGAGAAAACAAAGCAGGAAGUGGAAGCCCGGUACACGCGGGCCAAUGGGUAUGAGCACGAUGCCAAGGUCAUCUAUGGCGACACUGACUCGGUUAUGAUCCGGUUCGGCACUGAUGCUCUAGAAAAGGCCAUGGAGCUCGGCCGUGAAGCGGCGACUUAUGUCACCGCAAAGUUUGUGCGCCCCAUCAACCUUGAGUUUGAAAAGGUGUACUACCCUUACCUGCUGAUCAACAAGAAGCGCUAUGCAGGCCUGCUGUACACACGACCAGAGACUUACGACAAGAUGGACUGCAAGGGCAUUGAGACAGUGCGCCGAGACAACUGCCCCCUGGUGGCCAACCUCAUCAACACCUGUCUCGAGCGCAUCCUCAUCAACAG